AUGAUCCUCCAUUCUUGUUUUACCCUGCGCUACCUCAAGCCUUCCUUCAGUCCGCUUCUUUCUUCCGUCUGUUACCUCCCACGGUUUCUCUUCAACCUUCAAUUGGCUGCCAUUACUUCUUCUCCAUUUUCUUUUAGCAAAGAGAAUCAGACGACCCAGGCAGAUUUGUCUUCUAUCGACUUGCGUGGUAUCGCUCAGUCUGUUUUAUUCAAAUCUUAUUUUUCUGAUGAUAAAUCCAGGGACUAUACUACUGCUUCUCUAAAAGACCUUCUUUUGGGGAUUUCUGAUGUAAUCCCAGAAAUCACUCGUCGAUUCUGGAGGGUGUCUGCGCUGCAACCCGAAAAUUUACUGGAAAUAUUAUUAGGUCUUCAGUCGGAGUCUCUCAAAGAUGAACUUCAGUUGGACAAGGUCAGAUGCUUGUGGGAAAUAUUCAAGCGGGUUGAUGAACAGAAUAGGGUAUCCAAGCAUCUUUCUAUGUCGUAUGAAGUCGUGGCUUCCUUGCUUAUUCAAGUCAGGUUACUUGAAGAAGCUGAGCACUUGCUCUCUACAUUGGAGGGUCGUGGAGUUUCAUUGGAUUGUCAUGAUGUUUACAGUAACUUAGUUGAAGGCUAUGCUGGCAUGAAAGAGCUAGAAAGAGCUCUUUCAAUAUACGACUGUAUUAAAAAACGAGGUAUGAUUUUUUCAAGGUCCUGUUAUUGUGCCUUCCUAAAUGCUUUGGUGCAAACGAAGAGAAAAAAACUUGCAUUUCGAAUUUCACUGGAUUUGGUGGAUUUGGGUCCACCAUUGAGUAUUGCCGAGAUGAAUACGUUGGAAGAUGUCAUGAAACUACUUUGCAGAAAUGGAAAUAUUCUCGAAGCUAGAACUCUGGUCAAGAAGGUCUUGCCUUACAAUUCUGAGAUGAGUAGCUCAGUUCUUGAUGAAAUUACUAUCGGCUAUUGUGAGAAGAGGGACUUUGAAGAUCUGCUUAGUUUCUUCAUUGAAGUAAAACGUACCCCGACUUUAAUGGCUGCCAAUAGAGUUCUGAAUUCUAUAUGCAUCUGCUAUGGCGCGGACAGAGCGGGAAUGUUUAUGCUAGAGCUGCAAAAUAUAGGUUUCAAUCCUGACGAAGCAACCUAUGGGAUUCUAAUUGGUUGGAAUUGUCAUGAAGGGGAGCUGAGAAAUGCACUGGGUUAUUUGUCAGAUUUGCUGUCAAAAAGCAUUUCACCGCUAAUAUAUACUUACAAUGCUCUUAUAAGUGGGUUGUUUAAGGUUGGAAUGUGGAAGCAUGCACGUGGCAUUCUUGAUGAGAUGAUGGAUAGGGGAACAAUACCUGACAUGUCAACUUUUAGGGUUCUCCUGGCAGGAUAUUGUAAGGCUAGAAAAUUUGAAGAAGCAAAAGGUUUGGUUUCAGAGAUGAAGAGCCGUAGCUUAAUUGAACUUUCUUGGUCUGAGGAUCCACUUUCUAAGGCAUUUCUCAUUUUGGGGCUGAAUCCGUUGACUGUGAGGUUGAAGCGAGACAAUGAUGUUAGACUCUCAGAAACAGAGUUCUUUGAUGAUAUUGGAAAUGGACUUUAUUUAGAUACAGACCUGGACCAGUAUGAGAACCACGUUAAUGGGGUUCUUGAAGAUUCCAAUGUACCUAAUUUCAACUCAUUCAUUAGGGAAGAAUGCAUCAACGGUAACCUAAAAAGUGCACUUCUUUUGGUAGAAGAAAUGCUUAGGUGGGGGCAAGAAUUGCUGUUGCCUGACUUUUCAGAGUUAGUGAGACGGCUUUGCUCAUCUAGGUCACAAAUCAAGUCAAUGACCCACCUUUUGGAGAAAAUGCCGCAGUUGGCCUGUAAACUGGACCAGGAAACACUCAAUUUGGUUGUUCAGGCCUACUGCAAGAAGGGCUUACUGAGCAACGCAAAGUUUAUCCUGGAGGAAAUGCUUCAAAGGAAACUUCGUGUCAAGAAUGAGACGUAUACUGCCCUGUUAAUGAGUUUAUGUAAAAAAGGAAACAUGAGGGACUUCCAUAAUUACUGGGAUGUUGCUCAAAAAGACAGCUGGUUACCAGCAUUUUACGUUUUUGAAGAUCUUCUUACUUAUAUCUGUCAUCAAAAAAUGAUUGGGAAGGCAUUGCAGCUUCUUGAAAUCAUGCUGCUAUCAUACCCUCACCAAAGGUCGGGUAUUUGUUACGCAUUCCUUGAAGUAGUCUGUGCUACUGGUUUUUCUGGCUUUGCCCUUGGGUUCUUAGAACAGCUACGGCCUUGGUUUGUCUUGGAUCAUGCUGGUUAUAAUCAUCUUAUUAGAGAUUUGUUUAAGGAGGGGAAGUUUGAUGUAGCCUUUUCCAUAUUAAAUGGUAUGCUGGAUAAAAAUUUGGCACCCUGUUUGGAUGUUUCUGUCUUGUUAAUCGAUCAGCUUUGCAAGGCUGGCUUACAUGACAAAGCUAUAGCAUUGAAAGAUAUUAUUUUGAAAGAGCACUCUGCAUUUUCUACUUCUUCUCAUUGUGCAUUGAUCCAUUGGUUUUAUAAUUCUGGGAACACUGAGAAAGCAGACACAUUAUUUCAGGAUAUUUUGUCGAAAGGACUAAUUCUGGAUUCUGAAGUGUGUAAUAUACUUAUUCAAGCGAGCUUCAAAGCUAAUGAUUUGAGAAAAGUUGGGGAAAUACUUGGGUUUACUAUAAGAAAAAACUUGGUAACCCUCUCAAGUUAUCGGAGUUUGGUGCGAAUGAUGUGUGUGACCGGCAGAGUCCCAGAUGCCCUAAGCUUGAAGAACCUUAUGCUUGAACAAGGUACAUCUGAUGGCCUUGUAUUAUAUAACAUACUUAUAUUCUAUCUUUUGUCAUCUCGAAACAAUUCUCUUGUUAAUAAGAUACUAGAUGAAAUGGACGAGAAGAAAGUUGUACCCAAUGAAGUCACCUAUAAUUUUCUUGUCUACGGAUUCUUGCAUUGUAAAGAUACUUUCAGAUCCUUGCAUUAUUUAACUACUAUGAUUGAGAAGGAACUCAAACCUAGCAGCCGCAGCAUGAGGUUUGUUAUAAGUAGCCUGUGCAAUAUUGGGGAACUGCAAAAGGCCCUGGAAUUUAGUCAAGAAAUGGAAUCAAGGGGAUGGAGUCAUGGUUCAGUCAUUCAAAAUGCAAUAACUGAAGGCCUUCUUUCUCAUGGUAAGAUACAGGAAGCAGAAAAUUUUGUGGACAGGAUGCAGGAGGGGCUUUUAACCCCAGAGAAUAUCAAUUACGAUAAUCUGGUUAAGCAAUUUUGCCAGCAUGGAAGAUUGGACAAAGCGGUUCACCUUAUGAACAUCAUGCUGAAGAAACAUAACGUUCCAACCUCCAGCAGUUAUGACUCUGUAAUUUGUGGAUUCUGUGCACAAAAUAAAUUGGACAGAGCUUUGGAUUUAUAUUCUGAGAUGUUUGUCCAUGAUCUCAAACCAAAAAUCAAAACGCAGGAAAUGCUUUUCCAUUGCUUCUGCCAACAUGGAAGAACAGAAGAAGCAGAACGGUUCCUAAUGGACAUGAUUGAGAAUGGUGAAACUCCAACGAGAGAAAUGUUCUGCUCUGCAAUCAACACUCUCCGCAUGGAAAAGAAUCUUAAGAAGGCAUCAGAGAUGAUGCAGGCCAUGCAGCAAGUUGGUUAUGACCCUGACUUUGAGACACACUGGUCUUUGAUAAGCAACUUAAGUGAUGACAAAGCAAAGCACACUGAUAAUAGAAGCAAGAGAUUUUUGUCAAGGCUUCUUUCUGAAAGUGGCUUUUCUCUGAAGAGACGAUUCAGAACCUAG
Messenger RNA from Neltuma alba, 3741 nucleotides. RefSeq names its product pentatricopeptide repeat-containing protein At5g15280, mitochondrial. NCBI's taxonomy places the organism in Eukaryota, Viridiplantae, Streptophyta, Magnoliopsida, Fabales, Fabaceae. The record is from RefSeq and is a predicted model, not a curated record. Gene Ontology annotation, molecular function: protein binding. Bases 1 to 3741 code for a protein of 1246 amino acids. The transcript has a single exon.